GAGUAUAUGCGCGCAAAGCAAAACUGCGCCGAGCUGUUUGGAUGCCCGGCCUGAUGAGCGAGGAUGGCGGAGGACUCCAAGGAAGACUCGGUGGCUUCUAACGUUGAUUCGGACCAACAAACACCCGACGGCAGCCUAAACAACUCGGUGCUGGCCGACGGCUCCUGUCUCCUGCGGAGGAUGGAGAUCUGCGUUGCUGAGGCUGAGAAACGGAGCGGCAAGAAUGCGGUCAGCAUGCAGGAGACCUUCACCGUCUACCUGGUGGAGACAAGACCAAUCGACGCAACAGCCGAAGGCCGUAGCCCACCCCCUGACUCUCUGUGGAGGCGAUACAGCGAGUUUGAGCUGCUGAGGAACUACCUGAUCAUUGCAUAUCCAUACAUCGUGGUCCCCCCUCUGCCUGAGAAGAGGGCCGAGUUUGUGUGGCAUAAGCUUUCUGCAGACAACAUGGACCCAGACUUUGUGGAGCGCCGCCGGAUUGGAUUGGAGAACUUCCUGUUCCGCGUUGCCUCCCAUCCAGUUCUCUCCAACGAUGAGAUCCUAUACCACUUCCUCACCAAGGAACAUGGCUGGAAGGAAAUGGUGUACGAGACAGGAUUUCAGGCAAAGGCAGAUUCCAGGCUUAGAGCUUUAAGUGCCACCUUCAGGGUGAGAAGUCCACACAAACGCUUAGUGGAGAUGAAGCAUUACAGCGACGGGCUUCAGUCUCACACGGCUCAGCUGCUCCGAGCACGAACUAGGGUUGCUGAUAGACUGUAUGCUGUUUACAAGGUCCAUGGGAACUAUGGACGAGUCUUCAGUGAGUGGAGCGCCAUCGAGAAAGAGAUGGGAGAUGGACUGCAGAGCGCCGGUCAUCACAUGGAUGCCUAUGCCACUUCAAUAGAUGACAUCUUAGAAGAAGAAGAACAUUAUGCUGACCAGCUUAAGGAAUAUCUCUUCUAUGCUGAAGCUCUAAGGGCAGUGUGCAGAAAACACGAGCUGAGUCAGUUUGAGCUGGAAAUGGCUUCCCUGGACCUCAUUUCUAAGAAGCAGCAACGCGAAGAGCUGGCUACAGGGAUAGUGCGUACAUUCUCCUUAAAAGGCAUGACCAACAAGCUUUUUGGCCAAGAAGCACCUGAGCAGAGGGAGGCCAAGCUGAACCUGCUAGAAGGGCUGAUAGCAGAGGGGGAAGAGACUGUUAAGGAGAAAACAGCCGAGUGCGAGGAGCAUGCAGAAAAGGCGUGGGUAGACAUCCUGCGUUUUAAGGAUCAAAAAGACAAAGAUCUACAAGAAGCUCUCAUCAGCUACGCUCUCAUGCAAAUCAGCAUAUGCAAGAAGGGAAUACAAGUGUGGAGUAAUGCCAGAGAAUGUUUUCUGAAGAUGUAGAGCUGCAGCCACACAGAGAUGUUUUACCCAUUGGUGCAAAGCCACCAACUGCUGCUAAUAUAUGUACCGCCUGUGGAAUGGCAGCAAACGUGCGCAAAGGAAUAUCUUAUAAAUGUGGUCAGCAGGUGGAGCAUUAAAAUGGCCUGGGGCCUGAUGAUAAAGGGUUUCCCGUUUUUAAAAGUUGCAUGCUGGAGAUUUUUUAUACCUGGUUGGAUCUAUAAGAACAAGAUCUAUAUGAACAUAGUGUGAGAAUGAGCUGGUGAGGCAGAUACUAGUGGAGCAGGGGAUGGAAAUAUUCAACGAUACCUGAAUAUUGUGCUGCUGCUAUAAAGAAAACAUAAUCCUGUAACCAGUCCCACACUUAGAAUCAUUUAUAAUGAUCAUGUUUAUUAUAGGAACGGUCAAACCUAAGUGGCUUCUUUACUGUCAUUCUAAAAUCGGUGGUAAGAAUGGUUUAGACCUAGAAAAUGUCAAGGACUCCGCAGUAACUGGGCCCCUGUUGAUGCAGAUUUGGGAGGGUUAGCUGAGCCAUCUCUGUUACAGCUCGACCACACCAUGGGAACAUUAGCAGAAAGUCCAAGAACAAAAGUCCAAAGUGGAACCAAAAAAGGCAGAAGGGAAUAAGGGAGAGCUAAACGAUAUGAAUCCCAGGUAAUGAACUGAUAGUGAUUAAAAAAAGAAGGAAAACCAAAUAGGAGGAGGAAUCAGGACACGCGUGGCCAUGAUGAGACACUAGAACCGGCAAGACUGGAAUCCCAGAGGUUCAAUUUAUCUGGUAACAUGGUUCAAAGCACAAACUGUUACAAUGAAAACAGCAACGCAAAGCACACACCAAAUAAGGUUCCAGAUCGAUCUAUGCAGAGAGGAUACCUGCAUUUAAUGGCCUUAUUAGCAAACGUCUCAGUAGCUGUAUGUUUGGGCCAGCUGCAUUAGCUCACAAUGGGACUCUGGACAGCUGCAAACUACUAAAUAUUUUUCCUCGGUUCUGACUGAUAAAGUCAUGUUGUUUCGAGUUUCCACCUCAGUGGAAAGGGCUUCCGUUUCCCUCUGUGAAGUUCCUGUUUUUUGUAGGAUAACAGGUGACAGGGCAGGGAUAAGCGUGGCUGAACUUUGUGUGUGUGAAGACAGCAGGGUAACUGGCAGAUGACUCCAAAUAAAUCUGAUUACCUUUAAAGUUUAUUUUUCCAUGACAAAUAGACAACCCGUCCAGGCUUUUUGGACUUCCUGAAGCAGAACGACAGACUGAUCUCCAUGCUAAGCUGCAUGGAGUGCAAACACUGUACAUUUUAGUAGGCCCACAAUUCUGAAGAAAAAUCCUCUAUCGGUCUUAUGAUUUUGUCUUGUCUGAGUUUCCCUUUUUGAAUUAGAUUACUGAAAUAAGUGAAGUUUUCGCAGAUAUUCUACCAUCAUUUAUUGAGAUGCAGCUGUAGCUUAGUCAAAUACAUGUGUUUAUGUGCAUAUUUCAGGCGUGUCUCCUUACCAAGCUGUCUUUUUUUAAUUUUCUUUUUUGCCUCUCUGAAGACAGAUUGUGAUGAGCUCUUGUGUGUAAAAUUCUGCUGACUGAGUAAACAGCCAAUAAGAGUUUAGCGUUUUAGGAGAGCAUUGCAGGAUGUGGCCGCUUACACCACAGAAAAAAAAAAACUCUCCAGCUGCAACAUGAAAAGAGUUUUAAUGGAGAUUGACAGAUUUAGCUCCUGCAUCCAAGUCCAGCGUUGGAUGACUGGACUGCUCCAGUCAUGACAGGAGAACACCUUUAAUCAAAUCAUUUAUGCUUGAAGUGCUCAAAGUUUGUCUUUCUCCUGUGUUUAUGCUCAGAUUAUUAGAUGAAUUGGAGCUUCGAGUGUUUUUUUUUUUUUGUUUUUUUUUUUACCAAAGUUCUACUAAAUAUUUAGCAUGUGAGCAAAUUGUUGUGUUUUUGGAGACUUUGCAACAUUUUAACUGUAAUAUUUGGACACAGCUACAGUUGGGCCUUUGUCUGAAUAAACAUCUGCCACACCUCUGUU
Fundulus heteroclitus (mummichog) is the source of this 3368-nucleotide messenger RNA. RefSeq names its product sorting nexin-4. The record is from RefSeq and is a predicted model, not a curated record. NCBI's taxonomy places the organism in Eukaryota, Metazoa, Chordata, Actinopteri, Cyprinodontiformes, Fundulidae. The transcript is spliced from 14 exons. Gene Ontology annotation, molecular function: phosphatidylinositol binding. The coding region runs from base 64 to 1365 and encodes 433 amino acids. Gene Ontology annotation, biological process: protein transport.